This is a messenger RNA of Chara braunii, 445 nucleotides long. The record is from the annotation of a GenBank genome assembly. Lineage: Eukaryota; Viridiplantae; Streptophyta; Charophyceae; Charales; Characeae.
GGCCCACUCGAGGUGGUACCGCCACCCAACCAUACAUGAAGGAGGAGAAGGAGAAGAUGGCCGCCAUGCUGCAGGAGAGGAAGGAGAAGGAGGCCAAGAAGAAGGCCUUGAAAGAGGAACAGGCGGCCAAACUAAAGAAGAUGGAAGAAGAGAUGGCCAGGGAGAAAGAGAGGUUGAAAAAGGAUGAAGAACAGAAGCAGAAGGAGGUGGAUGAAGAAGAGGAAGGACCGCCACUGCAAAAGAGUGGGCAGCACAGCGGCAGCAGCAGUGAUGAGAUGGAGAAGAAGAUUUCGGAGUGGGUCGCCAACUUAUCCCUGGGUGAGGAGGAAGAGGUUGCUAUGCCCCCAAGGAUGAGCAAGAAGCCGCCAUGAAGAAAUGGGAAGCAGAAUAAGAUGUUCUGACGCGGCGGGCGAUGGAGGAUGAAUAGAGGAUGGCGUGGAAGCUC